Messenger RNA from Brachypodium distachyon (stiff brome), 1904 nucleotides. RefSeq lists its product as uncharacterized. Gene Ontology annotation, cellular component: membrane. Lineage: Eukaryota; Viridiplantae; Streptophyta; Magnoliopsida; Poales; Poaceae. The record is from RefSeq and is a predicted model, not a curated record. Gene Ontology annotation, molecular function: glycosyltransferase activity. The coding region runs from base 228 to 1376 and encodes 382 amino acids. The transcript is spliced from 2 exons.
GCGAGCGAAAGCGACAGGAGAGAAGGAGAAGAAGAAGAAGAAGAGGCGGACGCCAGCCCACUCUCCAUUCCAGUAUUUCCACUCCUUCUUCCUCCUCGUCCUUCCUCUUCCGCGCCUCCUUGAUUCCGCAUGCUGCGCGGGACGCGACCGUGAGCGACGAUUGGAGCAAUUCCGAUUUGGUUUAGUUCGGUUUCCCCCCGAUUUUGGUUUGAUUUGGUUGAUCGGCCAUGACGACGACGACGACGGCAGCGGCGACAACGGCGACGUCGUCGCCGAUGGUGCUGUCGCUGCUCCUCUUCGCGUCGCUCACGGCGCUGCUGGUGCUCGCCCCGCGCGUGCAGCAGCCGCUGGCGCCGAGGCCCUUGCUCGGGGGCGAGCAAGCGCCCCCCGCCGCGGAGGGGAGCUACGCCGCUGAUCUGGACACCGGCGCCGUGGGAGCGGAGGAGGACGGCGCGGACGACCUGGCGCUGUUCCGCCGCGUCACUCUCGACUCCGGCGAGGGCGCUACCGCGGCGGCGGGGGCGGCGCCCAAGGUGGCGUUCCUGUUCCUCACCAACUCCGACCUCACCUUCGCGCCGCUCUGGGAGCGCUUCUUCUCCGGCCACGGGAGCCUCCUCAACGUCUACGUCCACGCCGACCCGGCCUCCCGCCUCCGCCUUCCCCCGACGCCCUCCUUCCGCGGCCGCUUCGUCGCCGCCAAGCCGACCCGCCGCGGGGACCCGAGCCUCAUCGCCGCGGCGCGCCGCCUCCUCGCCGCCGCCCUCCUCGACGACCCGGCCAACGCCUACUUCGCGCUCCUCUCCCAGCACUGCGUCCCGCUCCACUCCUUCCCCUACCUCCACGCAACCCUCUUCCCCGCUACCGCCGCGCACCACCACCGCCUGCCGAGCUACAUCGAGGUGCUCGCCGACGAGCCCCAGAUGCUCGGCCGCUACGAGGCGCGCGGCGGCGAGGGCGCCAUGCUCCCGGAGGUGCCCUUCGCCCGGUUCCGGAUCGGGUCCCAGUUCUUCACCCUGGCCCGCCGCCACGCCGUGCUCGUCGUCCGGGAGCGCCGGCUUUGGCGCAAGUUCAGGGAGCCAUGCCUCCCGGAGUCGAGGCUCCACUCGUGCUACCCGGAGGAGCACUACUUCCCCACGCUGCUCGACAUGGCCGACCCGGCCGGCGUCGCGAGGUACACGCUGACCAGAGUCAACUGGACCGGCAGCUUCGAGGGACACCCGCACAGGUACGCCGCGCCGGAGGUGACGCCGCGGCUCGUCGCCGAGCUCCGGAGGUCUAAUGGCUCGGAUUACGAGCACAUGUUCGCCCGCAAGUUCGCGCCCGACUGCCUCGGCCCGCUCCUGGCCAUGGCCGACUCCGUCAUCUUCAAAGAUUGAGUGGCGCCGGUCCGUAGCUCCCUCUGCAACUACAGAGGUGGGAUCGAUUCGGAAAGUGUCUUUUCCCCUUGGCAUCUCUAGACAGUUCAGACUCUUCUAAUAAGUUCUCUCUCCCCGGGUCACCUACUCCCCUGUUCUCUCUCCCUGAGUACUUUUCUCUAGUCUUAGUUAGAGGUCUGGAAAAAGAAAGAAAAGGCGAUCGAUGGCAUGGCCAGCAGCCUAAUGCGAAGCGGCAGGUGCUGAGCUGCAUGCAUCCGGUCGACGGUCCAGAUCAACCUACCCAUCCGUCCAUCCAGACAUGUACUUUUUACUGCCACGUAGAGCUCAGCUGCCGGUAAUAAGGUUAAGCUCCUGGCCGAAUUACAUGAAGCGAUGGAUGAUGAUGAUGAUGCCUGUUGUUUUCUUCAGUUGGAAACUUGGAAUUGUACAGUGUGCUAGUUCUACUUCGACGCCUUGUGUUGUUGUGUACAUAGAAGCCAUGGCAUUGGCAAGGCUGCAAUAAUCAAAUCCGCAUGCAAAUUAAGUCUU